AGCUGUAGUAAGGUUGGCUAAACUGUAGCUGCUAACCACUAGAAGUAAAUGUCUAUACCCAGGUAUAGCCUGUCAAUACUCAGGUAUAGACUGUCAAUACUCGGGUAUAGACGAUCAAAACAUACACAGGCUCACAUUCAGCUGUACCAGGGGACAGUAUGGACAAGCCAAACAUAGUUACAUGCACCGCUCCGGUAAAUAUAGCUGUGAUCAAGUACUGGGGGAAGAGAAAUGAAGACUUAAUUCUACCCAUCAACUCCUCAUUGAGCGUCACAUUGCAUCAAGACCAGCUGAAAACAACCACAACAGUUGCAACCAGCAGAUCAUUUCAGGAAGAUCGAAUAUGGCUCAAUGGCAAAGAGGAGGACAUAACCCAUCCAAGACUACAAUCCUGUCUGAGAGAGAUACGACGACUAGCAAGGAAGAGACGUAAUGACGGGGACCCCGCUUUGGAUUCGACUUGUUUGUCUCACAAAGUUCACAUCUGCUCCGUAAACAACUUCCCCACUGCUGCCGGGCUCGCCUCUUCAGCAGCUGGAUUUGCUUGUCUCGUUUACACUCUGGCCCGGGUUUUUGGCGUAGAGGGGGAGCUGUCUGGGAUUGCACGGCAGGGAUCGGGCAGCGCGUGCCGAAGUAUGUAUGGAGGGUUUGUCCAAUGGAUCAUGGGACAGAAAGACGAUGGAAAGGACAGUCUAGCCCAGCAGGUGGAGCCAGAGACUCAUUGGCCUGAGCUCAGAAUCCUCGUACUUGUGGCCAGUGCUGAGAGGAAGCCAGUGGGCAGCACCUCUGGGAUGCAAACCAGUGUACAAACAAGCUGCCUCUUAAAGCACCGGGCCGAGUCUGUCGUCCCAGGCCGGAUGACACAGAUGAUUGAAGCAGUGCGAAGAAAGGACUUUGCUGCAUUUGCUGAACUGACCAUGAAGGACAGUAACCAGUUCCAUGCAACCUGCCUUGACACAUACCCUCCUAUCUUCUACCUCAAUAGUGUGUCUCAACAGGUUAUCAAUUUGGUGCAUCGGUAUAACAGACACUACGGGGAGACUAGGUUGGCCUACACAUUUGAUGCAGGACCCAACGCUGUUAUCUUCACUCUACAGCAGCACGUUCCUGAGUUUGUUCAGGCGGUUCAACAUUUCUUCCCCCCUGAGACCAACGGAGGACAGUUUUUCAAGGGUCUUCCUGUCAACCACGCUGCUCUUUCUGAGGAGUUGAAACAGGCUAUUGGUCUAGAGCCCAUGCCAAAGGGCAUAAGCUACAUUAUUAGUACCAAGGCUGGACCAGGCCCUCGUGUUGUGGAGGAUCACACUCAGCAUCUGCUUGGAUCUGAUGGGUUGCCGAAGAAAACCGUUUGAUGUCCUGCAGCCCUAAAUGGACAAAGAUCCACUCAACAAUAAUGAAGCUAAUUCAUCAGAAAUCAAACUUGCUUUAGUCACAUGUAACAGGUUUUUACAAAUCCCAGCAACACCAGAUACCUUCCUUACCAGUGUGGAUUCUAGUAUGUCUUCUUUUAAUAGUGCAAAGUCUUAGGGCUGCUGUUAAACUGCACCUACUUGGGCAACAAAAAAGUUUAUCUUGGGUGCAUCGGUACAAUGGACAACCAAGAAAGGGUGGCAGUGGAGAUAUCUGCACACCAAUGCGACUGGGCUGGACAGCCACAAAAAGGUCCACAGGCUGAGAUCAAUGUGAAAAAAUGUCAAUUUAUUUAGGGAUAUCUGUCUUGAUACUUUCUGCAUUGAUGUCAGCCUGUGGAAGUUUUUGUGGCUGUAGCAUAGGUUGCUUUGGUGUGCAGGUAUCUCUGCCAGCCUUCCUUUAACCAUCAAACAGUACUGAUGUGCCUCUCAUCUCUUUAUUGCUUUUAGAGGUACUGUUUCAGGUGUAGACAUGAACAUGUGCUCAACUCUAACUUGGUAAAUAAAUGGGCACACUGCUGCUGCUUAAGGGCACUACCAGCGUGCUCUUAAGCAAUGCACAAUGCAACAUUAAGUACUUUUUUUGCCUAUGACGGUUUGAAUUUAUGUUUGUAGCCAUGUGUGUAAAGAGGGUGUUAUGAUUAUGUUUUCAUCUUUUGAAAAUUGAAUUUAAACCUACAGGAUAUCCUUAAAUCAUGUUGGUUUUAUUCUGUAACAUGAAAUAAAAUAUAUUUUAGCCAA
Molecule: messenger RNA, 2150 nt
Organism: Epinephelus lanceolatus (giant grouper)
Lineage: Eukaryota; Metazoa; Chordata; Actinopteri; Perciformes; Serranidae
Gene: mvda
Product: mevalonate (diphospho) decarboxylase a
Biological process (GO): isopentenyl diphosphate biosynthetic process, mevalonate pathway; isoprenoid biosynthetic process
Cellular component (GO): cytosol
Molecular function (GO): diphosphomevalonate decarboxylase activity
Source: RefSeq, a predicted model, not a curated record